GGGAGGGGGGUGGAGGAAGAGGCCUCGCGCAGCGGAGGGAGCAAUUGAAUUUCAAACACAAACAACUGCACGAGCGCGCACCCAUCGCGCCGGAGCGUUGCCCCGGAUCCGCGCCCGCCCCGUCCGUGCGGCGCGCGGGCGGAGACGCCGUGGCCGCGCCGGAGCCCGGGCCGGGGGCCACCAUCGAGGCGGGGGCCGCGCGAGGGCCGGAGCGGAGCGGCGCCGCCACCGCCGCACGCGCAAACUUGGGCUCGCGCUUUCCGGCCCGGCGCGGAGCCCGGGGCGCCCGGAGCCCCGCCAUGUCGCGAUCCAACCGACAGAAGGAGUACAAAUGCGGGGACCUGGUGUUCGCCAAGAUGAAGGGCUACCCACACUGGCCGGCCCGGAUUGACGAGAUGCCUGAGGCUGCCGUGAAGUCAACAGCCAACAAAUACCAAGUCUUUUUUUUCGGGACACACGAGACGGCAUUCCUGGGCCCCAAAGACCUCUUCCCUUACGAGGAGUCCAAGGAGAAGUUUGGCAAGCCCAACAAACGGAAAGGGUUCAGCGAGGGGCUGUGGGAGAUCGAGAACAACCCUACCGUCAAGGCUUCUGGCUACCAGUCCUCCCAGAAAAAGAGCUGUGUGGAAGAGCCCGAGCCCGAAGCCACCGAGGGUGAUGGCGAUAAGAAGGGGAAUGCCGAAGGUAGCAGUGAUGAGGAAGGGAAGCUGGUCAUUGAUGAGCCGACCAAGGAGAAGAAUGAGAAGGGGGCGCUGAAGAGGAGAGCGGGAGACCUGCUGGAGGACUCCCCCAAACGUCCCAAGGAGACAGAAGACCCCGAAGGGGAGGAGAAGGAAGGGGCCACCUUGGAGGGUGAGAGGCCCGUUCCAGUGGAGGCGGAGAAGAACAGCACCCCCUCUGAGCCGGGCUCUGGCCGGGGGCCUCCUCAGGAGGAAGAAGAGGAGGAAGAAGAGGAAGAGGCUGCCAAGGAAGAUGCUGAGGCCCCGGGCAUCAGAGAUCAUGAGAGCCUGUAGCCACCAAUGUUUCAAGAGGAGCCCCCGCCCCGUUCCUGCUGCUGUCUGGGUGCUACUGGGGAAACUGGCCAUGGCCUGCAAACUGGGAACCCCUUCCCCACCCCAACCCACUCUCCUCUUCCACUCACUCUCCCCCUUCUGAGCUCAGACCCUGGAGAUUGACCCGGAUGGGGCAGGCCACCUGGCCCUCACCUCCAUGUCCCCACACCCCUGUGACCUGAGUCAGGUCCAUGUCUUCUGCUCUGUGGGAUGAGAUGAGGCCACUGUGUCGCUCUCUGCCUGGAGCUGUUUCCCAGUGUAUUUGUUAGGGCCUGGACCGGCUAUUUCCAUCUUCUGACGCCCCUCUCGCCCUUCCCCGGGCAUUCUAGACCUCUGGGUUGGUUGGGAUCAGGGCUAUGAGUGGAAGGGAUGGAGAAUAAGUAGCACGGUGGGCUUCUGGGGCCUGGGAGGGGCAAUCUUCAAAUUGGGGUGGGGGAGUGGAGUGGGCAAGAGGAUGGCAUCCUGUCCCUUACUCCCACACCUGUUCUCCCAGCUACCUGGAUUCAGGGAAAGUGGGACAGCUUGUGGGAGAGGGGCUCCCUUCCAUAAAUCCUGGAUGGUUGACAAUGCCCAUUCUCUUACGCCAACCCUAGGUGUUAUGGGAGUUACAGUUUAUCAUCAAAAGAUUUGGGGUCUUCCAAGUUCUUUGAGUCAAGGACCUGAGAUCUGAAGGGUUGACUUCACCCAGCUCGGAUGGGAGUGUUGAGGAGUAUCCAUCCACCUUUAGACCUCAGGCCAGAGUUGGG
This is a messenger RNA of Balaenoptera ricei (Rice's whale), 1798 nucleotides long. RefSeq names its product heparin binding growth factor (gene HDGF). Gene Ontology annotation, cellular component: nucleus. NCBI's taxonomy places the organism in Eukaryota, Metazoa, Chordata, Mammalia, Artiodactyla, Balaenopteridae. Gene Ontology annotation, biological process: regulation of transcription by RNA polymerase II. The record is from RefSeq and is a predicted model, not a curated record. The transcript is spliced from 6 exons. Gene Ontology annotation, molecular function: double-stranded DNA binding; transcription coregulator activity. The coding region runs from base 300 to 1013 and encodes 237 amino acids.